This is a messenger RNA of Lathyrus sativus (Indian pea), 825 nucleotides long. The record is from the annotation of a GenBank genome assembly. NCBI's taxonomy places the organism in Eukaryota, Viridiplantae, Streptophyta, Magnoliopsida, Fabales, Fabaceae.
AUGUUGGUCUCUAAAGAAAUUAUGAAAUUCAAAUCAUACCAGAACCAGGCUAAUUUGUUUGUGAAGGAAUAUUUAUUAGCAGACCCUCUGAUUCCAUAUACUUCCAUUAUUGGUGGCAUAUUUGCUUGCAAGAUGGUCUACGAUCUCACUCAGCUUUUUAGCACUAUUCAUUUUAAAAGCUAUUCCAGUCUCACUAAAAUCCAACGUAUUGAGUGGAAUAACCGUGCUAUGUCAACAAUCCAUGCCAUAUUUAUAACAUCUAUGUCUUUGUACUUGGUGUUUUGCUCAAAUCUAUAUUCUGAUAGCCAGUCAGCUGAACUUCUUACAGAACGGAGUACUGCGUUGUCUACGUUUGCUCUGGGGGUUACUGUUGGUUACUUCAUGGCUGACCUAGGGAUGAUAUUUUGGUUCUUUCCUUCUCUUGGUGGAUAUGAAUAUGUGAUCCAUCAUAUGUUUUCGUUAGUAGCAGUAGCCUACUCAAUGUUGAGUGGAGAAGGGCAGCUGUACACGUACAUGGUCCUCAUUUCCGAGACAACCACUCCCGGAGUCAAUUUGAGAUGGUAUCUUGAUGUAGCCGGAAUGAAAAGGUCAAAAGCUUAUCUCAUCAAUGGGGUUGUAAUAUUCAUUGCUUGGCUGGUUGCCAGAAUACUUUUGUUCGUUUAUAUGUUUUACCACGCUUACUUACACUUUGAUCAGGUUCAGCAGAUGCACCCCUUUGGACAAAUACUAGUUGUUGUUGUGCCAGUGGUGCUGUCAAUUAUGAACUUGAUUUGGUUUUCAAAGAUUAUCAAAGGGCUAAUGAAGACAUUGGCAAAGAGGCAGUGA